This is a messenger RNA of Eremomyces bilateralis CBS 781.70, 3117 nucleotides long. RefSeq lists its product as uncharacterized. NCBI's taxonomy places the organism in Eukaryota, Fungi, Ascomycota, Dothideomycetes, Eremomycetales, Eremomycetaceae. The record is from RefSeq and is a predicted model, not a curated record. The transcript has 4 exons. Gene Ontology annotation, molecular function: MAP kinase scaffold activity. Bases 1 to 3117 code for a protein of 1038 amino acids. Gene Ontology annotation, cellular component: cell cortex of growing cell tip; actomyosin contractile ring.
AUGACUUCUCAUAUGCCAAAUGGCGCCUUUCCACCCGGCUCGGUAGGCACCGCUGACGACUGGUCCAUGCCUCGUUACGACAGCGGUCCCUACGCGGCCGCCGGUCCACCUGGAGGACCUGGAGGACCUGGACCUGGGGGACCUGGAGGAUAUGGUGGACCUGGACCUGGAGGGCAUGGAGGACCUGGAGGGCAUGGAGGACCUCGAGGACCUCCACCGAACUCUCACAAGCCCUAUCCGCCCCCCGGAGGUCCUCCGUUUCCUCAGAACGGACAAAUGCACAUGCCCCCCGGGCGAGGAAAUCUCUACACCCCUCCCGCCUCCGCCGCUGGCUCCGGACGUACCUCCGCAUCCACCACCGUUACCGACUCACGCGGCCCUCCUCCCGGCCACCCCUCCCCUCCCGCAUCCAUUGCCCGCUCCAGCAUGGGUACCGGGCCCCGCGCCCCCUCCGUCGCCGGCAGCAUCGAUUCGCGACGCGCCUUCGUCAUGGAAGAAUCCCUCAACGAGCACUAUCACGUCCUCCAGAACUUUCUCUCCGCCUCCCUCGCCCAAGCCACCGCCGCCCGCCAAAACGACCGCGCACAAGCCAAGCUCCUCCGGCUGACCCUCGUGCAAUUCCAAGAGCUCAGCACCGACGUCUACGACGAGCUCCUCCGACGCGAAGCCGUUCGAGCCAAGGGCGGCCCCAAUGCGCCGAACAACGAUAUCCCGAGAUAUCUCCUCGCCAAACAAACCUUCCACUUCAAGCGCAACCAGGCCCGCCAGAAGCUGAGCACCCUGCCGACCGAUCGCUUCCGCCUGCUGGCCACCGACGUGUACUUCGAGCUGGAGCGCCGAUAUCCUCGGUUUACCGGCGCAGAGAUGUCUCGCGCGGCGAGCCCCGCCCCGAGCACCGCGAGCAGUCGCCGCGCGCCGUCGAGCGUAGGGGGUGGGUCGAUGAUGGGGCCGGGCGGGUAUCGGGGGCCGCCGAGGGGGCCGCCGGGAUCGAUGAGGCCGGGGAUGCCGCCACCGGGAGCGAAUGGAUAUUCACAACGGGAGAGCUCGGCGAGUCAGCGGUCGAUGGGGGGAGGGAUGGGGAAUGAUUUGGGGAGGCCGUUGCCGAAGACGUUUCAGAGUAAUACGAUCGUGCCGAAUAAGAGUACGAUGGUGGAGGACGAUGAUGAGCCGAGUGGGGUGGAGGAUGAGGAUGAUCAGAUGGAUGCGUUUGGGUUGGAGGGGGCGGCGAGGAGGGGAACGGAGGCGAGCAUUGGAGGCGUUCAGAGUAAGAUGAUCGACGAGUAUCGGUCGCAGAUCACGCAAUUGGAAGAGAAAGUCGACGGUCUCGAAGCGAAUCUUCGCGAGAAGGUCUCGGAAAUCGACGAGCUUCGAGCAUUCAACAAGGAUCGAGAAGACGCUCGCGAUAAAGAACGCGCCGAAUGGUCCAACACCCGUUUUGGACUCGAACGCCAGAUCACCGAUGCUCAAUCACUCCACGACUCCCUGAAAUCCGAAAUCGACAAACUCCGUCUUGAAAACGUCGAUCUCUCCUCCCGUCCACCCCCGUCUCCUUCCAGCGACCCGCAAGCUAUGGAUGCCCUUCGUACCGAAGCAUCCCACUUCCUUGCCGAAAUGCGUGCCCUCACGGACUCCCACUCCGCAGCCGUCGACCGCGAAGAGGAGCUGUUGAAACGCGUGGCCGACCUUGAAAUCGACCUGAAGGACUGGAAGACGCGGUAUGCACGCGCGAGGACGCAGCUACGGAGCGUCAGGACCAGCUCCUUGGGACUGAGUGGAUCUGGCGGUGCAAUCCCCGACGCCAUGGCGGCUGCCCGCGAGGAGCAAUUCAUGCGGCAGGCCGGUGCAGUCCGCGACGUUGCGGUAUCCCGCUGGCAGCUCGCGAUCGACGAUCUCCUGCGUGACGGACGUGGCGGAGAUGCCCGCGUGAUCAUGGAAGCCGUGAAGAACGUGGUCAUCUCGGUGCGCCGCGUCACGAACGAUCUUGAGGCGUCGGACGCGAACAACAUGGGACUGAUGAAUGGGGACUCGGAAAAGCACAUAAAGCAGGUCAACCGAUUGAAGAUGCGCGUGUCCGCCGCCACGAACAACCUCAUCACCGCAUCGAAGAACCACGCCAGCGCCGCCGGCAUCGCCCCCGUCUCGCUCCUCGAUGCCGCCGCAUCCCAUCUCUGCACCGCGCUCGUCGAGCUCCUCCGCCUCGUUGGCGUCCGCAAAGCCGACCCCUCCGAAUUCGACGCCCUCGACGACGACGCCCCCACCUCCCGCGAAGUCCGCGGCUACUCCUCCACCAGCGUCGGCAGCGGCGCCGAUAGUCGCGGCUACUACUCCUCCAGUUACGGGAGCACCGCCGCGCCGACCCUGAACGGCGGGCCUGUCAACAGUGUCAAGCCGCUCGUCAACGGUCACAUCCGCAACCUCUCCCGCGUCUCCGCCAACAGCAGCUACAGCACCACCAGCGCCGGCUCCCGCGCCUACCCCAAUGCCCUCCGCCUCUCCCGCGGCGUCCGCAGCACCCCGUCCUGGGACGCCAACACCCCGCCGACCUCGUACCCCGCCGCCACCUACGCCAACGCCUACACCAACGCCUACGGCAACCUCAACGACAUCACCGAGGACGGCACCGCGAACCCCGGCACGGAAUUCACCGACGACCACGAACGCCGCGCCGUCCUCGAUCUCAAAGACUAUCUCGAAGACCGCACCGCGCAGCUCGUCAACUCCAUCCAACCCCUCGUCGCGAGCAUCCGCGCGCGGCCCGUCGGCGCGGAGCUAACCGCGCAGGACGCGGAGACGGUGGCGCGCUACGUGGAGGACAUUAUCGGGAGCACAGGGGAGAUCAGCUCCCGGGCGAGGGGAUUAGCAGAGCAGGGGGGCAAGGGGGUGUUGGGGGCGGUGGGGAAACAUGUGCCGCCGGUAGUGGGUGUGUUGGAGGAAUGUAAGGAGAGGUUGGGGGAGGAGUUGAUGGAGAUGAGGAGGAGAGGGGAUGGGGUGGGGAGGGAGAGGGUACCGCCGGUAGCGUUUCGGGUGGCGAGGGGGACGAAGGAGUUAUUGCUUCGCGUCGAGCGUAUUGAGAGCGGUGAACUCACGGCCGAGAUGGAUCUACCGAUGGAGAUUUAA